AUGGUUGGAGACGUGUUAUUCCCGUUAGGUUUCCGCCACAUCGUCUCCUACACUCACACCUACCUCGCUCCCCAAACCCAACUCCUCCACGUCAUCACUGAAAUUGCACGUGUCGUGGGGUCCACUGGAAUGGUUGUUGGUCAAUUCGUUGACCUUGACGGCUCACCAAACACCGUCGAAUUCAUCCACGAAAAGAAAUACGGUGAGAUGGGUGAGUUCUCGGCAGUUUGUGGUGGUUUACUAGCGGGCGGUGAUGUUGAUGAGGUCCAACGGUUAAGAAGGUACGGGAAAGCGGUGGGGAUUUUGUAUCAAGUGGUGGAUGAUGUUUUAGAGGCGAAGGGGAAAGGAAAGGAGAAGACUGAGAAGAGUUAUGUGGCGGUUUAUGGGGUUGAUAGAGCGGUAGAAGCAGCAGAGGAGUUAGAGGGCGGAGGCUAA
Messenger RNA from Lactuca saligna, 435 nucleotides. The record is from the annotation of a GenBank genome assembly. Lineage: Eukaryota; Viridiplantae; Streptophyta; Magnoliopsida; Asterales; Asteraceae.